AGGUUUUGAUAGCUUAAGAUAACGUUUAAUGGACAACAAUAUAAGUAAAACUAGGAUCAUUAAUGUGAAUACACAAUUAAGCAAAGAAUAUCUCAGGAUCUUUUUUACAUUAGAACAGUUUGGACGAUAGUGCGUCACGAUAAUACGUCACGAUAUUGCGCGACCAAUCACGGCGUCCGAUUUGUCUUUAUCGGCCCGCCAAUUACGUUGCGUGUCUCUCCUUGUCUUUCACUUGCGAUUGUCGCAACGGCCGUGAUGGCGUCGUUUUUCGCGCGCGCCGGUUUUUUUUUUGUUCUCGCGAUGCGAACGAGCAUCCGGAGUGUCAAAUUACGAAAUCUCACAGUCGUCGCCACGAUAAAUCGACGUGGACGAUCCACGCUGUUCAUCCGAUCUGUCGAUACAUUCAACAAUCGGCGGCAGUCGUCCGCGUCUCUGCCUCCUGCUCCGCCAAAACUAUCUGAUCCAUAAUCUUUCGUAUUUUUGGAGUCGUACACAACAACGCCUGGAACACUGACCGCUGUGGAUUGUCCACGGCUCGGGCGACUGCUUAGCAUAAAAAAUGCGAUCCGGCAUCGCUCCGCGUCGAAGAUGCUAUAUUCGCGCGCGAUGAAAACGCGGUAUCCAAUCCAUCGUCUCUCGUUCGCAAAGUUUCGACGUGUCACCCAUCUCGCGGUGCAUCGCGGUGAUACUUCUCGAUCGGUAGUGCCGAGAAAAGUAACGGGCGAUGUUUACAUUAAUUGUCGUCGCGCGUAUUUACGUGUACGUCUGUGUCUCGUGUGUGUGUGUGUGACUGCAAGCGGCGACAAACAGACGAGGCGGUGCGGGCGGCGACGAUGGUACAUCAUCAGCAUUGGUGAAUUGGAAUCCGGAUCUUUAGUACGGAAAGCAGAUGCGCAACUUGUACGCCACGAUCAUCGCAAAGAUUAAUGUAGCUGUGUUACUACUCCGCUGCUACGCAUCGGUCCGAGGGGUUGAUCGCUGGUCCAGAAGUGACGCUGAAGAUGCGCGACGAUGCGGGAUGAGUGUCGGUUUCCCUUCUCGGGACAAUGACGAUGCAGCAAUUCUCAGCAGAUGUUCGUCCCCUCCUGUUAGCGGUGACAAUUUUUGCAACGAGAGGCCUGCAGUGCGACAAUGCCCGAGGAUCCUUCUUCUCGCACGUACAAUAUGCGUCGCGAGAAAAAAAAAAGAAUCAACAGGAAAAGAAAUACAGAAGCAGCAGCAAAAGCAGCAGCAACAGUAACAACUGACAAUGAGUGAAUGGAUCAAUUGAGCAAUUUGUUUAAAUAAAGCAAUUUGCUGUUAUUAUUCGAUUAUCUCUUUGUUCAAAAAUAAAUUUUGUUACUGAUACCAGUAAAUGUAAUGCAAUUGGCAGAAGUAAAAA
Solenopsis invicta (red fire ant) is the source of this 1381-nucleotide messenger RNA. RefSeq lists its product as uncharacterized. The record is from RefSeq and is a predicted model, not a curated record. The transcript is spliced from 5 exons. Bases 890 to 1240 code for a protein of 116 amino acids. NCBI's taxonomy places the organism in Eukaryota, Metazoa, Arthropoda, Insecta, Hymenoptera, Formicidae.